Messenger RNA from Erythranthe guttata (spotted monkey flower), 2027 nucleotides. Its product is annotated as cytochrome P450 94C1. NCBI's taxonomy places the organism in Eukaryota, Viridiplantae, Streptophyta, Magnoliopsida, Lamiales, Phrymaceae. The record is from RefSeq and is a predicted model, not a curated record. Gene Ontology annotation, molecular function: monooxygenase activity; iron ion binding; oxidoreductase activity, acting on paired donors, with incorporation or reduction of molecular oxygen.
CAUUUGGAUUAAAUUCACUCCCCAUUUAAUUAAUUUGUUCUAUCUUUUUUCAUCCAUGGAGUCUGCAUCUUCUUGGCUUCAGUCUUUAAUUCUCUUAUUAUUUUCUUUAAUUAUAAUUAUAAUUAUUAUUAUAUUGCUAAUUAUCCGGUUGAGAAAAUAUUGGUGCUGCUGCAACUGUGGAAUCUGCAAAGCAUACAUUGAAUCUAGUUGGCGCGUCCGAUUCCCGAACCUCUGCGAUUGGUACACGCACCUCCUCAGAAACUCCCCCACGCGCACCAUCCACAUCCACGCUCUCAACAACACGAUCACCGCCAAUCCGGAAAACGUGGAGCACAUGCUCAAAACCCGGUUCCACAAUUACCCUAAAGGGAAACCCUUCUCCGCAAUCCUCGGCGAUUUCUUGGGCCGGGGAAUCUUCAACUCCGACGGCGAUUCCUGGAGGUUUCAGAGAAGAAUUGCCAGUCUUGAACUGGGUCGGGUCUCUAUCCGGGCCUACUCGUCUGACGUGGCGAAUCAAGAAAUCCGCCGCUACUUGCUGCCGGUUAUGGAAUCCGCCGCCGCCGCCGGCCGAGGCGGAAAUGGAGCGCUGGAUUUGCAGGAUGUUUUUCGGAGGUUCUCGUUUUUCAGUAUCUGCAGAUUCUCGUUCGGGUUGGACCCGGAUAUCUUCGACGACCACCUGUCGCUGCCGUUAUCGCAAUUCGCCGCCGCCUUCGAUUCGGCGUCGGAGCUUUCGGCGGAGAGGGCCAUGUCCGCCUCCCCGAUCAUCUGGAAGGUCAAACGUCUGCUCAACGUCGGCAGCGAGAGGAAACUCCGGCGGGCGAUCGGGACCGUCCACGUGUUGGCCGGAGAGUUCAUCUCACAGCGGCGGCGAUCGGCGGAUUUCAAAUCCUCCUCCGAUCAGAAAAAAGAUCUCAUGUCGAGAUUCAUGGCCAGCGUCGCCGACGAAACUUAUCUCCGUGACAUAAUCGUCAGCUUCCUUUUAGCCGGCCGUGACACGGUGGCCUCCGCCCUGACGAGUUUCUUCAUGCUGGUGGCGCGCCACCCAAGAGUGGAGGCGACGAUUCUUCUCGAGGCGGAGAAAGUAAUCGGGCCCCACAACGAAAACCGGCCCGCAAGCUACGAACAACUAAGGGAGCUCCACUACCUGCAUGCAGCGGUGCACGAGAGCAUGAGGCUAUACCCACCGAUCCAGUUCAACUCCAAGUUCUGCUCGAACGAUGACGUUUUGCCAGACGGCACUUUCGUGAAGAAGGGAACUAGGGUUACUUACCACCCCUACGCAAUGGGCAGAAUGGAGGAGAUUUGGGGGCCCGAUUGCUUGGAUUUCAAGCCCGAAAGAUGGCUUAAUAAAGAUGGAGUUUUCUUUCAUGAUCAAAACCCUUUUAAAUACCCGGUUUUUCAAGCCGGGAUUAGGGUCUGUUUGGGGAGAGAAGUCGCGCUUGUCGAAAUCAAAACCGUCGCGAUUUCACUUCUGCGAAGUUUCCAUCUCGAAUUGGUCGACGAGAAUAUUCCAAGAUUCUCGCCGGGGCUAACCGCCACUUUUCGCCACGGCCUGCAGGUUUUUGUUCGAGCUCGGAUCCAACCGUAAAUAAUUUAUAUAUUAAAGAAGCUCAAAAUAAUUCAACAAGAACUAAUAAUUAUAUAUACUGUGAAUUCGAUCUGAUCCUCCUCAAGUAAAUUAAUUAAUGGGGUCAUUUACCACUAGUUGAUUUUGAAUUUUACAUGUAUUAUUAUGUAAAUAUAUGCAUGUAUGUACAUGAUUAUCUGGUCUGUAUUCAUAUAUAUGGAAGUAAGAUGUUACAUCUGAUUAUUUAUACUUGGUGAAUUUAAACUGUAAAAUUAAUGAAAUAACUAUAUACUAAGCACACAUACUCACAUGGAAAUGUGUGUGAAAUAGUUAGCAAUUGUCUAGAAAUAGAUUUGCUUAGAUUUGUUCGUACAUGCAUGUGAUUGAUCUCUUUCAAAGAUUAAUAUUUUUGUACCUUUUGGUCUGUUUGAUUAAUAUUCCUAUGUUCAUGAUAUUAUUA